Truncatella angustata is the source of this 1650-nucleotide messenger RNA. RefSeq lists its product as uncharacterized. The record is from RefSeq and is a predicted model, not a curated record. Lineage: Eukaryota; Fungi; Ascomycota; Sordariomycetes; Amphisphaeriales; Sporocadaceae. The transcript has 4 exons. The coding region runs from base 1 to 1650 and encodes 549 amino acids.
AUGAGUCAUACCGUCAAUACUAUGAUGGUCUUACCAAUCAAAGGGAAGAUGCCUCGAAUGGACCCUUAUCAACGUCUGAUCAAUCGCUUCUUUGAGCCAUUGAUACUGCAGUAUAGCCUCGGAAAAACCCAGGGAGAUUAUAUACCAGGAACCCAGGAAAAAGGGACCACGAAUGCAAGACGUAGGAGACUUCUUGAAAACAUAUGCUAUAUAUGCGACUACAACAAAGGUGGCGACACAACCACGUCCAUCGGCUUGGAAGAGCGUCAUGAUUGUUUCAAUUUCUGGGUCGCGUCUAACAUCGGAUCCACCGGCAUGGUGGAUUUCAUCGCAGAUGUGCUGAAUGAUACGCAAGUCAUUUUGACCACAGAUCAGAGACUCAGAUCCAUACGAGAGCAGCGACUUAUCCAGAAAUGCAUCAAUUUCGCUAGGAAACGCGUCAAAAAAGAGGCUAAUCUGCUGUCGAAGGUUGUUGAGAAGUGCAAGGAUCACCUACGUGAGGAGUCAGGUAUACUCAAGAUAGACGGCGUGCUUUUGCAUUGGCUUUCCACAUUCGAUACCCAGGACAGCAUCGCCUUGUGUGAGAGGGCAUACGAGGUCAGAAAAGGGCUAGAGAUGAAGGAGCUCGUAAUUAGGAGCCAAGUGGGUGAGGAUGAGCCAGCCAACAGCGAUAGAGCUCCGACGUUUGCACUCGUUAGACACAUGCUAGGACGACUAGCUCACCAUGUGCGUGCACCAAGGCAGAUCGUCGAUGAUGCUUCUCAUCUAAACGAGUUGCUUCAGAACUACGUCAUCCGCCGAGUGGAUAUACCUCCAUGUAUCCCACCCCCUAAAGCGGACGGUCUAACAACUUUGCCUUCCAUUCUCAAACGAAUGCUACCAGCUAACGACUCUACCCUGCCAAAUUAUGAGGCUGCUUUGCUCAAUCUAGACAGGAAAUUACAGAUUGGCCAAAGAGUACUGGAACAGUACCAAUUGCCAUCCUUCAAACCUAGAGUGCAUUCCGAGAUACAAGUCCUGGAACACUUUUACAAGGGUGGGCUGGCUUUUGCCGGUAAUGACUGCUUCAUUGCUAGUAGUAAACCAGCAUGCUAUUGUUGCCAUCUUUAUAUCCGAAGCCAUCCCCUCAAUUUAGUUGAGCCAGCGAGUCACAAGAACCUCUACUUAAAUUGGGGUGUGCCACUUCUUCCUGGCGGCGUGAGAGAUCCAGAUUUUAAAGACCAGCAAAAGAUAAUUAUCAAGAUGCUUGAGACAAUACGUAGAGAGGCACUCGAUCGGAUUAUGCGACAAACCGGGGGACCCAAAGGACAUCCUGACUCUUUGACGGGGAUUACUCCCUCCAUGUCUGUAAUUUCAGCAGCGCAGGCUGCCAGAUUGACAUCAUUGGAAAGCCAACUUUCGGGCUUGACCAUAGACUCUAACGGUGUUUCUUCUGUUAAUGGUCGCAAUGGAUCCGAAGAUUCGGAUUUUGAGGGGUCCGUUGGGGCGUCCUCAGACUCUUCCGAUAAUAAAUAUGAUCACAAGGUAUCUCAGUUGGGUGAUAGCGACAGCGACGACGAUUGUGCUUCAAUUGGUGGCGGUGCUAGACUGCAUCAACGCCUCUCUACAGACUCGUUGUGUAAGGUGCAAUCUCUACGUCGGAUGUUAUGA